Enhydra lutris kenyoni (northern sea otter) is the source of this 1319-nucleotide messenger RNA. Its product is annotated as cytochrome c oxidase assembly factor 4 homolog, mitochondrial. The record is from RefSeq and is a predicted model, not a curated record. The transcript has 2 exons. Bases 329 to 658 code for a protein of 109 amino acids. Gene Ontology annotation, biological process: mitochondrial respiratory chain complex IV assembly. Lineage: Eukaryota; Metazoa; Chordata; Mammalia; Carnivora; Mustelidae. Gene Ontology annotation, cellular component: mitochondrial intermembrane space.
CACCAGAGGUUGGUUUUCGGUCGGAGGGUCGGAAGAGUUCCAACUGCCUGCAAAACUGACGUCGACGUGCUAGAACGCGCGUCCGAGUUCUCGUGUCCAACCUGUUCGGUGAGCACUGCGUACCGCGUCUUUGCGCAGAGAGGCGUAACGGGCACAGCGGGACUGCGGCUAACUGCCGCGUGCGCGCACGCGUUCUCUCGUUAAAGUGAGAGAGUAGCUGCAGGUGACUUGGACAAUUGAAUUUCUCUGCGUUCCCAGGCCUUCCCAGUUCAGGCCAGCUGCCGACUGUGUAGCCUGCCCUGAUCUCCCAGCAUGGAGAUUCCCAAAGAUGUCAACUCAAGGCCAUACCUGGGCCCGACAGGUAAAGAAGGAAGAUGAGGAAGAGGACCCCCUGGACCGGCUGAUCUCCCGUUCUGGCUGUGCUGCUUCCCAUUAUGCAGUACAGGAGUGCAUGGCCCAACACCAGGACUGGCGCCAGUGUCAGCCGCAGGUACAGGCCUUCAGGGACUGCAUGAGUGAACAGCAGGCAAGGCGGUGGGAGGAGCUGCAAAGGAGGAAAGAACGAGGCCGUCCCACAACUGAGACUCCAAACCGCCUAUCCCCAGAGAAUGGCCCUGCAGAAACUAGCACCCGGAGAGAUCCCGGGAAGAAGUCCUGAACAGCGGAAGUGUGGGCCAAGAGGUAUAAAACUCGGGGACUAUCUUCAGCUAAGACUGACGUUGAAAGCUAGGCAGCCAUGGGUUGGACAUGACUGCUGUAAAGAGCUGUGGUAUUUUCAUGGUGAGAUACCACACGUCUUCACCCGUCAUGUUCCACCAAUAUUAAAUAUUGACUGGUAUUUGCCAAGUAAAACAAAGAGUGGGGUUAAUGGAUGGUCUUCUGUCCUACAUCUUGGGUCAGUGUACCAAGUACUGAUUACAUGGACGCUUAAUUUGAAAAGUAAAUUCACAAUCUAAAUGUAAAUUGGUUACCUCGUCAGGUCUUCAUUUAUUCAUCAUUGGUUCAACAUAUGACUGACAAGUUUUUCUAAGACCUUUCCUUGUGCCAGCUACUGUGUGAAUGAAUAAUAUGAUCUGAUGUGAUGAAUAAUAGGAUCUCUUUCUUCGUGUUACUUAGUCUGGUUUGAAGGGUGGAAAGAAAACAACAUUAGAACAACUAAUUACUAGCCAUUAUGUAAGUGCUUUUAUCUUUCCUUGGUUGAUCUGGAUAUUUCAUUCAAUCUAGUAGAAGGAAGAAAACAUAUGGGAAAAUAAACAUUGAGUUCCUCUUAUAUACCAGACAGAUGCAGAGUCUGACCUCGACAUGCUCACAGCCCAACA